AUUCCCCAAGGCUCUUAAGCCAUAUCUGCUCAAACACUAUCCAACUUCCAGCUUCGGGAAAAAAUAAAACCUAAAAUUUGCAGGAAAAAUAUAAUUUAUUAUUAACGAAAUAUCAGAAUUGUUGCCGAAUCCUGUUUAAUUUCGCUACGUUUUGUUGUCACACGGUCAUCUAAGGAGGAAGUAAACGUGCAAUAUGGAGAUUGUGGAGAGAAACAAUUGCUAGCUUACCUCAGUGUAGCUUAGCAUAAGCUAAUUAGCAUAAGCUAACGCUAGCGCGCUAAUAUUUCACCACGGACGAGUCGAUUAAGGAAACUGGGACGAAAAGACCGUCAGCAUGUGGAUGGUGGGCAAACAUGGAAGGAUCGUAUAGAAUGAGUGUGAGGGAGCUGUGUGAGACGGAUGAUUUGGCUACGAGUCUGGUGCUGGAUCCGUUACUCGGGUUCAGCACUCAUAAGAUGAACAUAAGUCCUCUGCCAGAGAUCCGGCGAUGGAGCUACUUGAGGGAGACGCUGCUACGUUUCAAGCGCACUCGGGACUUCCAGGCCACGUUUGACGCUCUGCUGGAGGGCGAGUGGACGAGUGAGUACUUCAGAGACCUCGGCUCGCACCGACAGGAGCUUCUGAGGCAACACAUGUAUCGCUAUCUCACCGCCUUCCUAUUGGACAGCGGAGUCCAGAUCGAGUCAUGUGAUCGCUAUUCUUCAGAGACAAACGGAGCCAAAAUCACAGCAACCAGAAACUGGUCUGUCGGAGAGCGGGUGGAGGUGCUGCAGGGUUGUAUAGCUGAGCUGAGUCCCGCUGACAGUGCUGUGCUCCGGAACGGCGUGAACGAUUUCAGUGUGAUGUACUCGACACGCAAGCAGUGUGCUCAGCUCUGGCUCGGUCCAGCUGCCUUCAUUAACCACGACUGCAGGCCAAAUUGUAAGUUCGUACCUGGGGAUAAGAACGGUGCAUGUGUGAAGGUUGUCCGUCCCAUUUCACCUGGGGAGGAGAUCACGUGUUACUAUGGAGACAGCUUUUUUGGGGAAGACAAUGAGAUGUGUGAAUGUUGCACCUGCGAGAGGAGAGGGAAAGGGUUCUUCCGGCACAGGCUGGCAACGCUGCAAGAUUGGGAAAGCUCAAAUGAUUCGGUAGGCCAGAAGUACAGAUUCAGAGAGACGGACCUGCGGCUCAACAGAGAGAAAGGGAACAGUACUCCAAGUCCAUUCCUCCCAGUAUCUAACCCAGCUUGCUCUGUGAAAAAUUCCCAGCAGACGAAGAGAAACGCCCCUACAGCGAGCAGCAGGACGACAAAGACCAAGAGGUGGAAGAGGGAGGAGCGAGUCAAGAAGACGCAACGCAUCCACUUUCUGUCGUCCUUGUCUCAUUUCAACCUGAAGGACUCGAGCGUUUGCCUGUACAAUCACAGCGUGGACUUCCUUCUAAGCUGCAAAGAUUCCACCAGCAAGGAAAGAGCCUUUCUGCAAAGAAUCGAGACCGUGAGACCAAAAUUGGAGAGUCGCGAAUCGGACGUGCUCGGCCCUCCGCCUCCCACCGACGUCGAGCUCAUUAAAGGUGAAGAAGUACGAGACGUUUCUUACAGCGCGUCGAGUAACACUGACGAAUUGAACUUAAAACCUUUCACGUUAACCUCAGUUUCGUGCCUCAGUAAUAAAGACCCUGCAAAGGCUAAAGGACACGAGGCAGAAACCACCUCCGUUAGAGUCGUUCAUCAGAUGGCCAUUUCUUCACGAACUAGGAAAAUGCUGCGCACACGAAACGGAUGCUCCGGAGCGUUCGAUCGAGGUAAACUCCCUCACUUAAAUAAAAAGGCUGUCAAAAUGAUGCACCGGACAUCUAAACUGCGUGCAGGAGCUAGACACCACGGUCAGUGUAGAAGAGGUUCUCUCAGAAACCACGGUCCACAUAAGUUGCGCUUAAACAAAACGAGACGAGAAACAAACAGCAAGUCAUCGCUGGAGAUCACAGAGGAGAAGCAGUGCAGCUUUGGGGAUUCUCACAAGGCCAUAGCUGACAGCGAGAAGCACAUCACUGUCUCCGAUGCUGCUAGGGAAGGGGAUUCGAGCUCCCCAAAUGCUUCAGAGAUCUCUGGGGAGGUGCAGAAACAACACAUCCCUUCUGUCGUUUCUGGCAUGAUCAACGCUACUCCUUUCUCGCCUCCUCUUUCCUCCACUCACCCACCACCUCAUCUUCCAGCUUCAUCAUUUUCAUCUCACACUUCAGGUUUGACACGUUACGUAAAGGUCAGUCUGGUCAGAAUGUCGAUCCCAGGAGAGAGAGCAGCUGUUAAGACAGAUCAGGAAAGAGCAGACAGCGGAGAUAAUGCAGAUACAACGUCUCUGGCAGCUGUGGAGAAGCAGAUCUCAAAGUGCAAACGAAGCAAAGGUAUCUCGAGGGUCGGUGUGAAGAAAGGCGUGAGGGAGAUGUACUUUACUCCGAGCGCAGACAGCUUUUUAAAGGUGACCUGUGACAUAGAAAGUAGUGCGAAUACCAUAGCGCAACCUGUUCCACAUGUGACGCAUAAGGGUAGCCAGGGAAAUAUCGACGUUCAGGAAACGGAGGAGAAGAAGGAUAAUAACAAGAGGGGCAGUUCUGAUUCUAUAUGUUGUCAGAAAUCUUUUGUAGAAGACAAACUAGUGCCUAAUUUAAGGAAAAGAGUGCCAAAGAUUCAAACAAUACAGAAUGAAACUGGUACAACUGAAGAAAAGGAUGAGGAAAAGUGUAAAGGUAAGCAAAACGAACAUACUGUACAAAAGAAAUCAGGUAGGUUGAAUUUUGGAAGCAAAACUGUUGUUAUAAAGGAGGCACGAGUCCUUCUGUCUGAUAUUUUAAAAAGCUUGAGCAGUGACCUGGUUAGUCAAGGACUGGAAGGUAAAGUUUACCAUAGCGUAGUCAGGAAUUCUUUAGGACAAGGUGAGUCUGAAUCAACUAAUAGGAUGAGAUCUUUUACAAAUGGCCCAAAAUGUACUUUUGAGCCAGUGAAACAGGCCCCAGCAGCUGGGAGAGUAACUCGUGUGGCCCAAUGUAGCGCACAAUUAUCAGAAGGCCGUCAAGGUGCAAAAAUGGCAAAAAAAAAAGAUCCAGACAUGUUUCCAGGGGAGUCUCUCUCCCCUCUAAAAGGCAGUCUGGAUCACAAUUUCCAGAGCAGCAUCCCCUUAAAAAAACGGGUUUUUCGAGAAUCCCUCGAAAUCGAUCCCGAUCAAGAUGCAAGUGUAACUACAACUACAACUGAGUCUGUGUGUGCCAGCGUAAGCAUGGACACCAGACCGGAAAGUCUGUUAUUUGUGUCUCAAGGCAGCGAGACUCUGGAUAACGGAGCUCAGAACUUAACUUUACAAUCGAACUCGUCUUUCAGCGACGAAGGUAUAGGACCAAAAAAGGGCAGGCUGUGUAAAUCCUUAGUGGUCAAGAAGCUACAGCAAAGAAAAUGUUUUCGAACUGCUCAAGCUCGACUAGCCCAAGCUCCAAACAGGAUGUUUAGAGAGAGACGUGGUACAGGUAGUCUGUUGGCAGAAAAGAUGCCUGAAAGUAGAGUAAAUAUAAAUAGGACAUGCAAAAUGAAAUCUGAGAUAGGAACCACAGUGGAGUGUAGGGAUGUAGUGGGGAAAAAAGAGGUCGUAAGAGAGAUGGGCCAACGUUUAGAAGAGGAAAAUGCUAAAGCCUCGUCUGCUCCGGAAACUUCGGUUAACAUCGAAGAUCAACAGAACCUUAAUUUUAGAAUACGCCUAAAAAGAAAGAGGGGGAGGGAAUGGGAAAUGGAGAGUGAAUUCAAGGGGGAAGGUGGUGUGGUUGAAUCACAGGGAUCGGAACCACGCACUGAUAUUAUUGACCCCUUUAAGGCUAUUUUGGAUUCCGUCGCAAUUUUAAACCUGGAAAUGGCUCGCAUUCGGGGCCACGGAGAAGCAGACAAGAGCCUCGGCCUGGAGCAAGCCACUAAGGCUGUUCAAGACGUCUUGGAACAUUGCCAAAAAGAAAGUGCUUUCAAAUCCAGGAAAAAGCAUAAAAAGAUAUCUGGUGCUAACAUCAACAACGAAAAGCGUACUAACGGGCAAGAAGCCUCUGUUCAAGGUAAAAUAGUGUUUCCUGAGGUGCUAGAACAGAGCCAGUUUGUAAGGCGUCUGAAAGUUGAAGCAGAUAAUAUGGACAUUAAACCAUUACCUCUGCUCCGCUUACGUCGCCGGGCUGAGGGCAGAUGGGAGGUGGAUGGUGAGGAAGCUCAGAACCAAGAUGAAAACAUAGGAAAGGGAAUUUCUGUGCUAAGGGACUCUCGAAUUCUGUCUUGCUUCUUUCCUGAGCGGCUCCCAACGGGCGAGAUGGCUUUCAGCAGAGUCAAGGAGGAAAACCCGUCUCCUUGCGCACACCAGAUAGCAGCUAACAAGUGCGAAAGAAUUAGAGAUCUCUCUAAAUGUGCAUCCAUUUCAGAUCCUUCCCUAUUGUCCCUUUCACCCCUGUCUCUGAAUUCUCCGUAUCACGAAGGGCUAUCAGAAAUGGCUCAUAUUUCAAGAGUCAAAGAAACGUUUGCACCAGAAAGAGUUGAAAAUAUUGAAAGCGCAGAGUUGAGUGAGGUUUGCUUAAGUCACAACUUGUUCCAGAUCAACAAAAGCCUCUCUAAACUUCAAGCCAUGACUCAACAGCAGCCAUUCUGUGCACCUGUUAACAUUAGUGCGACUACCUCCUGUCAGAUUCAGUCGAAACCUUUGUCUCCUCCCACCUCCCCUUUCAACACUGAAUGCACCUUUUCAAACUAUUCAGAGGACAUUUUAGAUUUUCAUUGCUUGAAUCUUGACAGUUAUGACCAAGCACAUGCACAAAGCAGCCUCCAAAAUACGCUGACAGACUACUGUCCUGGUGAACCGCAUAACACCGGAUCUUUUAGUAGCCCCUUCUCUCAAAGCCCAGCAGACGGAUGGAACGCAGAGACCCCUUACCUCGGCUCCCCGAGCCCGGGGAGUAGCUUUAGUACUCCAGAAGAUCUGAGUUUUCCUGAUCUUGGGCUUACACGAUAUGACAUGCCAUCAAUAAACAGUGAGUUAUCUUCCAAAGAUAAAGCAUUUUGUCCCACCAUGUUUGGCUCUGCCACCGUCAAGGAUUCAGAGAGAAAUACGUUUUUUUCUGAUGGUGCAUCCACAAAGCGCAAUGUCCUUUUUCAGUCUAAGGAAGAUUCUGCAACACCAAUGAUUUGUGUGGCAGAUAAAAAUUUGGCCAAUCAGAGAGACUUAAUAAUAUUUAACACAUCCUCAAAUACUAAGCAGACUGGCCCCCUUACGGCUUGCUUACAGGCUCAGGAUAAGGUACAUUUCCUGGACAGCUCGAGGAAUCUGUCAACCCAUUCGGACUCUAGUAAGGUUCAAAUGAAGUACAGAAAUAACGAGCCGCUUAACUCCACUAAUAAAUCCCAGUCUAAUGUCUUGAGUCAGACUGUGCCGGGUUUAUACAAUGCUGGGCUACAAAGCAACCCUGUAAAACCCUUUCACUCGAUUCAUACAAGCAAGACCACCUCAUGCUCAGAGAUACCAGGUCCUCUUAACCUUGGCAGUACGGUUUUCCGUGGCUAUGAAAAGAAGCCUAUGGUUUUUCAAAACUACAACAGUCUGGUGAAAGUCGAAGGAGGAGGAUAUGGUCAGAAUAUUUGCAAAGGGUCCUUAUUAGGUGAUUCUAAACUUUCUUUGAAAUCUCACAGCAGUAAGUCUGAACUUACUGACCCUGUUCCAGGGCCAUCAAAUUUACGCAAUCACAAGGAAUUAUCCUCUGAGUGUUCUCAAAGUGCAUAUUUGAGAUAUGCUGAAACCUCAAGAAGAGAUAUAAAGACUGUCCCACCAAACAAAGGACUAUCUAAAGCACACCCUCAGAGCGAUCGGGUUUACCCAGUUUACUUUCUUAGCUCUAGCAAAACCACAACAAACGCCAUCAAGAACAUGCCUGUUGAAAAGCCUCAAAACCAUGCUGUGAACCCUGACAUUCCUUCUACAUUUUUUCAUAGCAAUCAGAGUCACAGCAUACUUAAAAACCUAAGACCGGAUAAACCCCACGCUGUGGUAGCCCCAAGUCAGAGCUCCCAAAUGUCUGUUCCACUUGACAGAAAUCAGCUCUGUUUCUCACACUCCGGUCCGGUAGGUGUCAACUUCAGCUCUUCGAUGUCUUCUGCUGUUUCCCAACAUAGCAGUCCACAAGUGAGCUACAGAGAUCCCGUCGUGUGGGAGGCUCCGCCGACCAAACCUCAGCCGUCCUCCUUCGUGUGCAAUCAGUCCGCUCACUCGUCUUACGUCGUGAACUUCACCGGAGAUCACUCUGUCACUCUGAACUACAACGAUGGUGGAGAUUGUUUGAAUUACUCUUCAUCCGUGCCCACAAAUUACACGUACCAUUGCCUCAUGGAGCCUUCUGGAACUCAGGGAAGGCUUAUUGUAGAACCAUGCGGUCCCUCGUCCAUCUCGCAUUCUUCUAUGGGCAGCUUUGCAGGCCCUAAAGGCCUAGCGGAGACCGACAAAGACACUCAUCAGCACGGGCAGUCUGUAUGCCAUCCUGUCAUUUCCCAUCACUUCCCGUCAUCUCAUUCGCAAAGCACCUCUCUUUCGGACCGUAAACCCAAGAGACUACGGCUGGUAGUUACCGACGGUACAGUAGAUCUCGACCUGCAGUACACAGACUGACGGUUGCUAAAACGAUAUUUAUUAACGACAAUGCAUCUAUGUUGUUUAUAUGUAAAAAGAAAAGAUGUUUAAGACUUUUGAACUUGUGCUUAGCAUUUAUGAUUUCCGAUAGGAUUUAUUUGUGUAAAAAAAAAAACAAAAAAAAAACACAAAUAUUUAAACCCUAUUUCAUCGUCAUCCAUAAUGAAUUAAUUGUGUAGUAUAUUUAUGUAUGAACUGUAGCAGUUUUCACAUCGUAGUUCUACGGCCACAUGAUGGAGAUGUUAUACUGUCUUGUGGAUCAAACUUUUUCAUACCCGUGUGUUUUAAACUGAGAUGUAGGGCCUACAGGAUAACCACAUUUACGUGAUCACUUUGCAGGAUGUAUUGUAGUGGCUUUGUUUAUAAAGGACCAAGACAGGAAGCGUGACUUUUUUUAUUAUUUUUAUUUUAAAUUUGCUUAAUUUUAUUUUUAGUUCUUACUUUCCUUCAAGGAUCAUUAAUAGUAGUCGACGGUAUGUCAACAAAAGGCAAAAAGUCAAACAAAAGCAGCCGUACUGUACCAUACUGUAAUGGUUCUUUUUGUUUUUUCUUUGGUCAGGAAGUCGAUGGCACUUGAUGUCACAUCGAUCCUUUAUAAAGAGUUGAAUUUCUUUUAACUUCAGAACGGCUGCUCCGAUCGAACAACCCAAUCCAGUGUGAAAGCAGACACAAAUUAAACCUUUUUGUCUGCAAAGUCUUAUAUCAGGUCUACAAACCAGUCUCUAAUCUGAUUGGGGGAAAAAAUCUCACUCUCCCGCGGCGUUAAGUGCUUCACUUCGUUGGUGGAAUUUUUUUUUCACCUUUUCAUUGAUACACUAAUAUUAUUAUUCAUUUACAAAUACAAAAUAAACACCUUUUCAUGUCGAUUACAUGUUAAUCACAAUCCAAAACCGAACACGCUUCUUAUUUUAGUCCUUUGUAGUAUUUAGACCUCUGUAGUAUUUUGGACAGUAUUUAUGUUGGAAACAUUCUUGAAUUAUUUUUUUAUUUUUAUUUUAUUUUAUUUAUUUUUUAAACGCAAUAUUCACGGUACCUCACGAGAGACGGACAGAAAAGUCACAGCCUUAAGGCGAAAACGUCUGCAUGGGUGUGUUGAAAACGCUGAUCUGGGAUCAUUGUUUUUCAUCCACGGCGCUUGACACUACUUUUUUAUUAUUAUUUUUUUAAAAACAUGUUUGCAUGCUGUGUGGUAUCUAAACCUCCUGUGUGUUAGAGACUGGAAGGCAGAAAUAUUUGUGAAGUUACACAUUUUCUACACAUUUCAGAUUGACAUGAAACCGAUGUUUGUGUGCUUGUGUUCAGCGUUUCUUUUUUUUUUUUUUUUUUUUUGUUUGUUUGUUUGAUUUCUUUUCAUUUCCUCAGUGUAUAAAAAAAGGCCAAUAUAAUAUUUAUAUUUAUUUCAAUACGCUCCACACAUGGUGCUUUAAUAUAACUUAAUGUUUCGAUUGUACUGUAAACAAAAUGUAUUUUUUUUUCCACCUCCUAAUUAUCAACGAUUUAAAAAUGUAAUGUUCCUUUUCCCCACAUGUCUCUACUGAAUACCUUCUUUUUAGAAAGUUUAUAAGUAACAAGGUUAGAUUUAGUAACAAGGUUAGUCUUAAUUACUAUUCCACUGUAAAAACAUGAAAAUGAUAUAAAUAAAACAUUUGUCACAUAAUCUUUUAAAAA
Tachysurus vachellii is the source of this 8339-nucleotide messenger RNA. RefSeq names its product lysine methyltransferase 5C (gene kmt5c). Gene Ontology annotation, molecular function: histone H4K20 methyltransferase activity; protein binding. The record is from RefSeq and is a predicted model, not a curated record. The transcript has 9 exons. The coding region runs from base 354 to 6650 and encodes 2098 amino acids. Gene Ontology annotation, cellular component: nucleus. NCBI's taxonomy places the organism in Eukaryota, Metazoa, Chordata, Actinopteri, Siluriformes, Bagridae.